UGACCUCCACGAUGAUGAUAUUUAGAGGAGUGGAGGUGUGUCAAGUUUGAGCCACCGUCUCUCUCUCUCUCUGAUCGAUCACACUCCUCCAUUUUCCCUCACACUAAAACCAAUACACCCAUUCUCAUCUUGGCCUCAAUCUUCUGCAACAACCAUGGCCAAUGCGGCGUCGGGAUUUGCUGUGGAUGAUGAUUGCAAACUAAAGUUCUUGGACUUGAAGGCCAAAAGAACUUACCGCUUCAUAGUAUUCAAGAUUGAGGAGAAGCAGAAGCAGGUGAUCGUGGAGAAAUUAGGUGAGCCAGCUCAAAGCUAUGAAGAUUUCACUGCAAGCCUUCCAGCUGAUGAAUGCAGAUAUGCUGUCUAUGAUUUUGAUUUUGUGACUGCUGAAAACUGUCAGAAAAGCAGGAUUUUCUUCAUUGCAUGGUCCCCUGAUACAUCAAAGGUGAGAAACAAGAUGAUUUAUGCAAGCUCCAAGGACAGGUUCAAGAGAGAAUUGGAUGGUAUCCAAAUAGAGCUGCAGGCCACUGACCCAACUGAGAUGGAUCUUGAUGUUAUCAGAAGUCGUGCCAGCUAAGAAGUUGUGUUUGCAAUGGCGAUUUUCCUUAAGUUUCUUUUUUCAAUUUAUGCCAAUGUUAAUAGUUUGUGGGGCUGUGAACCUAACUGAAUUAUGAUAUUUGGUUUGCUAUUAAAUGUUUAUCUUCAUGUAGAACGAAUUCAGUUGUCUCAAUUUAUAUAGGAUGAUGGACGGACUUGGGCGAUGAUUUAAGUCCUAGUGUCCCAAAUUUUUAUAUUUGGAGACCGAGUUGUAUCAUCUUCUUAAGGUAGAAAUCUGGGUUUGUGUUUGCAACUUCAGAAAGGUGUGGUUUGCUAUCCUUAAUUAAGCAAAAAUC
Messenger RNA from Rosa chinensis, 890 nucleotides. Its product is annotated as actin-depolymerizing factor 2. Bases 155 to 574 code for a protein of 139 amino acids. Lineage: Eukaryota; Viridiplantae; Streptophyta; Magnoliopsida; Rosales; Rosaceae. The transcript is spliced from 3 exons. Gene Ontology annotation, cellular component: cytoplasm; actin cytoskeleton. The record is from RefSeq and is a predicted model, not a curated record. Gene Ontology annotation, molecular function: actin filament binding. Gene Ontology annotation, biological process: actin filament depolymerization.